Messenger RNA from Paramuricea clavata, 2333 nucleotides. NCBI's taxonomy places the organism in Eukaryota, Metazoa, Cnidaria, Anthozoa, Malacalcyonacea, Plexauridae. The record is from the annotation of a GenBank genome assembly.
AUUCAAGUCCCGGAUAUAAAAUCGUGCUCUCAUUGGCUGAUUUGAAACUCGUCACCAAUGGGAACACGAAUACACAUCCGGGACUUGAAUUUGCCCCCCAAUAGCCGCGUUCCCUUUUUUUUUACUGAAUUAAGAUUACAAUGCCUCCUCUAGUGUUAUUUAUAAUCUCUAUGGGUCAUCCUCACUGAUCUCAAAAAUAUGGCGGACUGUCAUGAAUAGCGAACACUGAUUGGUCAAAUUUAAAAUUUGUUGUUGUACGACGAAUGACGACUUCAACUGACAGAUACUUCAUGAAAAUAUUUUGCUUUUUGCACUGCAAUAUUUUGUAGGUUUGCAAAAAUUUUUGACACUUAUAAAAGCAAUUUGUUAAAUAAAAAGUUUAAUAAACAAUUACGGUAUCAAAUAUCAAUUGAGAAUACAUGGAGCCAAACAAAAAGCGAGAAGAAAACGACAAGAAUGCCGAGCGUCUAGCGAAGAGAAGGGAGCGAAGACGACAACGUUUGCUCGCGGAGACUGCUGAGGAAAGAGAAACUCGCCUGGGAAAACGCAGAGAAGCAUGGAAAAAAAAGACUGCCGAGGCAAAAGGUAAGCAAAGGGAGUAUAAGAGAGUCCGUUAUAGGCAACAGAAAGAAGCUGGAGAAAGUACCGAGGAAAGAGAAGCUCGCUUGGCAAAACAAAGAGAAGCCAAAGCAUGGGAAAAAAAGACUGCUGAAGCGAAAGGUAAACAAAAUGAGUAUAAGAGAGUCUAUAGGCAACAGAAAGAAGCUGGAGAAAGUGCCGAGGAAAGAGAAACUCGUUUGGCAAAACGAAGAGAAGCGUGGCAAGAAAGGACUCCAGAAGCUAAAGGUAAGCAAAAAGAGUAUAAGAGAGUGUAUGAUUUAGAUAAAAUGCAAAAUGAGACUGAAGAAGAACGAACAAAUAGGCUACAAAAGAGAAAGCAAGACCAAGCAACCGAAACAGUUGAUGCCGAACGAGCAAGAAUACUUGAAAUACUACGAGCAGUUUUUCACAAAGCAAGUUCAAAUGAAAAUGACCAAAAAUCAGAUGAGCAGUUGAGUAUUUCUGUUGAUUCAACUGUAGAUAUAUCUGUUCUUGAAGCAGACAAGGAUAAUGAGUCUGUACAUGAAGCAGAGGGGCCAGGGGUGAGUAGAAAUGAAUAUUUACAUGAGGGUGGUUGGCAAAAUGUUGACAACCCUCUGCAUGAGCUAGAGUUUGUACAAAAUGAAAUGCACAGUUUUCAUUUAGAUCAAGAACAUUUAGAGCAUCGACAAUGUACAAUGUGUAAAGAAGCUUGGCCGACACGACAGAACUUAGCAUCAGAAGUAUACAUUUGUUACCGGUGUAAAAGAGACAAGAAAUCACCCAAGAAAUUCAGUGCAGAGAAUGACAUGGACCCAGGAAUAGUUCCUGAACAAUUGAGAGGUUUGACACAGGUAGAAGAAAUGUUAAUUUCAAGGGUUUGUCCCAUUAUGAGAGUGUAUAGAAAACAUGGGGGUCAGAGGGGGUAUAAAGGACAUGUACUUAACUUACCACAAGAUAUUCAAAGUUUCUUGAAUAGGUUGCCUUCUCGUGUGGCAGACUUGCCUGUCUUGAUUGUGCGAAGACAUGGUGCAGAAGACACACAUCGAGACUUUACUGUGCGUCGACACAAAGUUCUUGAGGCUGUACUAUGGUUAAAGACAAACAAUCCGUUCUUUAAAAAUAUUGAAAUUGAUAGAGAUGUCAUCCAAAGUUUACCAGAAAAUGGUAUUCCUCAUGAGCUAAGGUAUGUCAUUGAUGAAAAUGAGCUUUCAGUUCAUGUUGAAAAUGAGGGGCCUCCCCAAGACCCAGUAAUGAGUGCUAAUGCAAGUGUGGAAGAGUUAGUUUUAGGAAGUGGCAGUACAUCGUUUAUUCCUAUGCGUCAAAGACAGAGAAAAGAAGGUGCGGCUAUCCAAGAUGCAGUAAGUGAGGUUGAUCCGUUAGACUGGCCAUCUACUGAAGGUAAUCUCAUUAAUGAAUUUAAAACAGAUGGUUUAGCUACUAUGGCCUUUCCUACAUUGUUUCCUUAUGGGAAGGGUGACCCAACAAAUAGGGCAAGACAACAUGGUAUAACGUUAACCGAAGCUUUCAAACACUUAAUGAAGUUUGCAGAGAGGCUUGCAGAUGGUAAGUUUGAAUGGAGGUUUGCUUCUCACCCUCGGUUUCCUUAUUGGGCGUUAAACAUGAAACAACGACAUCAGCUGUUGUCACAAGCAAACGUUUACUUGCGUCAACAUCCUGCUGAUGCAAACAUGACAAUGGAAGAACUGAAAGCAGAUGGUCAAUUCCAUGAGUGCAAAUCAAAUGGUAAAUAG